UCCCAACGCACGGGGAGACCCUGGGAAAGGGGAAGUAAGGUCGAAGCUUGAAUCCCCAAAGCAUCUGAAGGUGGGCUUGAGAGCCUGCUGUCUGUUUAGUCUGAGUCUCCUCAGCCAAGUACUACUCCACCAGUGACCGUGGACAGUAAAAAACUAAUAAAAGCCCGAACCCAAACCCUGCCACCAUCAUAGCUUAUUUGCAUUGGGAAAAAAGUCCAAUUAUUUGGUGUCCAUGCCUUCUAUGUACACUGAAACCAGGAGUUGACAGUGGUAAAAUGGGUCUGUAAUUACUCUGGAAUCAGUAAGCCAUGGCGUCAAAGAAAUUUGCCGUUAAAUGUGGGAAUUUUGCUGUCCUGGUGGAUCUUCACAUACUGCCACAAGGUUCAAACAAAGAUAACAGCUGGUUUUCUGAACAGAAGAAAGAGGAAGUCUGUUUACUGUUAAAAGAAACCAUUGAUUCAAGAGUUAAGGAGUACUUGGAAGUUCGUAAACAGCACAGGCCAUCAAAUACAGAAUUCACAAGAUCCAGUCCCUUGACCUUAAAAGGUUAUGGCUUUCAAAUCACAGCCUAUUUCCUCAAGAGAGGGAUACGCCUUCACUGUUUCGGGGGUUCACAGAGGACUGAGCUCCGUGUAUUUCCUGACAGAUUUGUGGUCUGUGUAAGUCAGCUUUCAUUCAGUUGUGAUCUUUUGGCAAGUCAGAAUGAAGAAUUGACGGAAGGAGCUCUCCACGGAGCGUCUGAUUAUUUUGCUGAGUGUGCGGAGAGUUCACUUCCUCCCAGUGCAAGGCGCAAGAGAAACGCUCGGAAAGAAAUUGCAAAAAGAACUGAAACAAAAGACAGCGUUGUGAGCAAAUCAUGGAGCAGCAGGGACAUUGUGGGAACUUCUAGUGACCCAGUGAUGGCGGAGAUAACGAGGAGGAGGGGUGACAGUUGGGCUUCAACCAGUCCCCCAUCAGAGUCCACAGGACAAGCAGAAGAUUACAUAAAGGCAGCCAAGAGCCACUGGGGGCUUCCUGUUCAAAAGCUGGAAAAUGUUCAUCAGACCCAGCCAGAAGACACUAGCAGCCAGCAAAAACCUCAUUUCGGGGAGUGGUUAGAGACAGGGCUUCUAGGCAGGAGCCCUGUCUGUAGCUGUGAGUCAGCAUCACCAGGUCCAAAACAAAGUCCACAAGGGGCCAGAACACAACAGAAACGCAGGAACCGGGGCUCUGCAGAAGACGUCGACCACCACAAGAGAGUUUCUCUUGGAAGUGAUCGAUUAGUCCCAAGAGAAAUAAUAGUGGAAAAAAGCAAAGCUGUCAGGGUUUUGCCAACCUCAGAGCUGUCAGAUCCGGGGUUACUUUUGAAACAAGGUUUGGCAAAAACGGCAUCUAAUGAAGAGUUGCAUGUUGGGGAAAAUCUCUCCUCCGGACAUCUUACAAAAAAUCAGCCAGGGCAGGCACAGCAAACCGGCUCAGCCACAAACACUGAAAGAUUAUCUGCAAUCCGGAGCAGCCCAACCAAGAAAAGAAAGAAGUACGAAAGAGGCCACUAACUUACUUAACGGGGAUUGCAGACUUGUAGUUGGGUAUAUAAUGGCUGAAGGUGCGGAAAGAGAGCGGUGUGUUUAGCUGUCCUGAUGUUAAAGGAAUUAGAGUGAUGAUUUUGUAUAGAAAGUAGAGCUCCGUGUGAGGGUUAAUUUUUAACGCAUUCAUCUGCAAGAGGCUAUGUGCUUUUUCUAACAACAUUGCUACUUUCUCAUCAUACUUUUUUGUCUUCAGAGCCAUUCACCUUGUCAAGGUUGACCCCAUUCUUGAACGAACUGCAUGAAGAAACCAGGCAUGUGCCUUUGUGACUCAUCACUGGGCAGACCAUACAAUGGGCCACAUGAAGACAGUGCUGUAUCUAGGGGUACAAUUUCUCCUCCUGUUCCUCAGCCUGAGUUGGGCAGAAGUGAAGGAACAGGUCCUCAAUAUCUGGUUCUGGGCCCAGCAUCACCGUCUGAAAAUGUGUUAGAAAUGCAGACCUUGGGCCCCACCCCAGAUCUACUGAAUGAGAAACUCUGGGCGAUUCUGAAACAUGCUCAAGUUUGAGAACCACUGGACUAAUUGGAGACUCCCUAGUGUUUGUUUCCUCCAGCCUGACUCGCAUGGCCUCCAGCUCAUCUGCCUGAGGCCCACAUGUGGACAGGCACCCCCUCGUGCCCCCUCAGACUUGUAAAACACCUGGGUUCGGCAUCUGAGCUGCUCUGUUCCUGGUUUCUCUACAGCAUGGUGGCCACAGCACCCACAAAACUGUUACUUACCCUAAGAAGUGCUAGAAGUUUAUGGGUAAUUUGACUCAGCAUUAGAGGAAGACAGUAGAGGGAGAGGCUUGUUCUCCCUUGUAGCCCAGGCAUGUCCCUGUCCCUGCCCUUGCCCCCACCUCUAAGAUUUUGGUUAGGUUCAGGAAAGAUUAGAACCCAAGGGGAACUCAGUGGCCAGAGUUUCCAGUUUCCCAGUUGGAAGGCAUCACAAACAGUUUGAAUUUCAAAACAGGAGCCUUCCAUUUGCAGUAUCACCCACUAAUGUCUCCAGUGGGCUUGCUGAAAUGUCACAGAGUGAAUCAUUGCAAUGACUUAUUUUGGAUGGACACCUACUAAAGAUUUUCUUAACCCAACUUCAUUCUAAAAUAGGGGAAAAACCAUAUUCAAAGGCCACCCAUCAAAUACAUCUUUUUUUUUUUUCUGUUCAACAUUGUGUGGUCCUUUGAAGUAGCACCUCCCUAGUAACAAGGAAAAUCAAGUAUAUUCCCAGAGUGUUGGAGUUAGCAGAAAAAUAACCCAGAAGAGGCCCAAUGAAAUAAAAGAAUAUGGAAACAGACACAGUGUAGGUGGUUCAGAAUGCUUAAAACUAAUUGUGGUUUUGUUUCUCUAGCUCAUUCUAUACUUGCCUCUGACUUCUUUCCCACUUGAAGGGUAGGACUCCUUAAGAGGCAACCAUACUCCCUGACACCAUUUUGGGUCAUGCAGUUCAGUGUUGGUCACUACCCUUGGCCAUGAACGUAGAUGCUAUUCCUUUGCUGUUCCCCACACUGCCUGGACACCUGUCCCCUUCUCGUGGUCCCAGCCUCCCCCCCCCCCCCCCGGAACAUGGCCUGCCCACCGGUGACCUUUCCUCUUCCCGCAGGUUUUUCCCUGCUCUUAGCUGAUUCCAGUCAAAGCAUUCUGUAGGAGAAGAGGGAGCCCAACAGAAUACUAACCACAGUCGAGCAGAUUGUAUUCAUCCAUUUGGGAGUAGACUGCACAGAAUGGAAAUGCUCCACUGUGGGCCCCCUCUCUUGGAGUGACAACUGUUCUAGGUGUGCUCUUCACCGAAGUCAGGGGCAGAGUGUGUCACUGAAUAUUCUUGAACAGAAUUCUUGGAACAGUUUAAACAGAGGGGGGCCCAAAGAAUAACCCGGGUGAUCGGCCAAAAAACAAUAAGCUCCCUGGAACGGAAUCUCAAAUAAAAAAGACAACCAUUUCAGAACACUAGCUGUUAACCCAGCACUAGAAGGAGAUGUUUGGAAUGGAGGCACCAGAGAAAAGCUUUUAAUUGAAAAGUUUUUAUUUCAUUUAUUAACUGGGGCCUGCACAGUGGGUAAAGCCAAUCCUUGUGAUUUAAUGAUUUUCUCUCAAGAACAGCCUUGGCUUUAGAGUUUGGUGUAUUUGUGGAGAUAACAAUUACUGUGACCUCAAAGGGAAAAUAGCACAUUUGGUUGUAGGUUGAUAGGGUCUUUCUCACAGCGCACAUGUACGUGGGAUUGUGACAGGAUUAACGGAGCGAAGAGCUCUCUGGUUCUGCACUGUGGCCUGUGUCUGAGGAAUUUUGCCUUUAAGCAUUUUCUCCCACAUGUCUGAAACACCCCUGGAUCUCUUAGUACUGGAGUGGUUGUGUAAUUCUUUGGAUGUUUGAAAGUACAAAGGGGAAAAUGGCUGCCAGGUUUUAUUGUUGCUUAUUAGCUGGGAAAUGCAGAGUUCUCCACGACUGGGAGUGGUAUGUGUGUUGACAUUCUUAAUAAUCUUAUUAAUUACGCAUCUGAAAAUCUGAGAGCCUAUCAAUAUUCUUAGACAAAAAGAACAAAUUCUUCAACCACUUAAUAACCCAAACUCAAUUUAUAUUCAAGUCCCUGUAAUUCUGAUGCUUGGAAGAAAUGUGGGUCCAAUUCUGUUAAUGUUACAACUUUGAGCUCCCUAUCUCAGUGUCAUGGCUUCUAAGUCACAUCCAUGUGCUUUCAGAUGACUUUUUAAUAGAUUGAUGUUGAGUGUUGUGUUUUUGUUGUUGUUGUUUAAUGUCUAUAAACAAAUCUCUGAGAACAGUCAGUGUGAUUUUUCUUACACUUUUUUUUUUCUUUGCCACUGGAGGAUAACUGUUGUCCAGAUAUGCAUGUAAAUUGUUAAAUGCAAAGGAGCAACUAUUUGGGGAGAGAGGCGUG
Messenger RNA from Callorhinus ursinus (northern fur seal), 4435 nucleotides. It is a transcript of the gene SLX4IP, whose product is annotated as SLX4 interacting protein. The record is from RefSeq and is a predicted model, not a curated record. NCBI's taxonomy places the organism in Eukaryota, Metazoa, Chordata, Mammalia, Carnivora, Otariidae.